AGGCUGGGCAGGGCAGUUCUGAGAUGAAGGGAGAUUCCAUUCCCACUGCCCUGUGGGAGAGAAGAAAGGAGGGAGCAAAAAAGGCAGCGGCAGAGUGAGGAAGAAGUUGCCGGGUGGGCCCACAAUGAAAACACUCGUCCUUUUGCUGCUGGUGCUCCUGGAUCUGGGACAGGCUGAAGGGUCACUUCACAGGGUGCCCCUCAGGAGGUACCAGUCCCUUCGGAAGAAGCUGCGGGCACGGGGCCAGCUCUCUGAAUUCUGGAAAUCCCAGAAUUUGGACAUGAUCCAGUUCACCGAGACUUGCACCAAGGACCAGAGUGCCAAUGAGCCCCUCAUCAACUACUUGGACAUGGAAUACUUUGGCACUAUCUCUAUCGGCUCCCCACCACAGAACUUCACCGUCAUCUUCGACACAGGCUCCUCCAAUCUCUGGGUUCCCUCUGUGUACUGCAGCAGCCAGGCCUGCCAAACCCACCCUAGGUUCCACCCUUCCCAGUCCAGCACGUACAAUGAGCUGGGAUUUCCUUUCUCCAUUCAAUAUGGGACCGGGAGCUUAUCUGGAAUCAUCGGAGCUGACCAAGUCUCUGUGGAAGGACUGAUAGUGGUCAACCAGCAGUUUGGAGAGAGUGUCAAGGAGCCAGGCCAGACCUUCGUGGAUGCAGAGUUUGAUGGAAUUCUUGGCCUGGGAUACCCCUCCUUGGCUGUUGGAGGAGUGACCCCAGUGUUUGACAACAUGAUGGCCCAGAACCUGGUGACUCUACCAAUGUUUUCUGUCUACAUGAGCAGUGACCCAGCAGGUGGCAAAGGAAGUGGGCUGAUUUUUGGUGGCUAUGACCACUCCCAUUUCUCUGGGAGCCUGAAUUGGGUUCCAGUCACCAAGCAAGGCUACUGGCAAAUUGCACUGGACAAUAUCCAGGUAGGAGGCACCGUGAUGUUCUGCUCUGGGGGCUGCCAGGCCAUUGUGGACACAGGGACCUCCCUCAUCACAGGCCCCUCAAACAACAUCAAGCAGCUGCAAAAGGCCAUUGGGGCAGAGCCCAUGGAUGGAGAAUAUGCUGUAGAGUGUGCAAACCUCAACGUCAUGCCAGAUGUCACCUUCACCAUCAAUGGAGUACCCUACACCCUCGGUCCAACUGCCUACACACUGCUGGACUUGGUGGAUGGAAUGAAUUUUUGCAGCAGUGGUUUUCAAGGUCUUGACAUCCAGCCUCCAGAUGGGCCCCUCUGGAUCCUGGGAGAUGUCUUCAUUAGAAGAUUUUACUCAGUCUUCGACCGUGGGAAUAACCAAGUGGGGCUGGCCCCAGCAGUCCCCUAAGGAUGGGCCUUGUGUCUGUGCUUGCCUGCCUGACACUCCUUGGAAAUUCAGCUGAGCCUGUUAGAUUGGGACAUCCUUCACAUCUGUCAAAAAGUCAUUGUGCAUAGACUACAGAUUCUCCUAAACUACAACUUGACCUUGGACCAAAUAGAGCAUGAGGACACCCAUAUACAUACACAUUCACAUAUACACAAUACACAUACUUGCCCAUACACACCA
Molecule: messenger RNA, 1534 nt
Organism: Orycteropus afer afer
Lineage: Eukaryota; Metazoa; Chordata; Mammalia; Tubulidentata; Orycteropodidae
Gene: CTSE
Product: cathepsin E
Biological process (GO): proteolysis
Cellular component (GO): endosome
Molecular function (GO): aspartic-type endopeptidase activity
Source: RefSeq, a predicted model, not a curated record